GUGGCUGUCCUGGCAGCAGAGGCGGUGGCCCGGCUCCCGGAGGCUGUCGCGGAGCUCCCCCGGGGUCCCCGGGAAGGGGCGAGGGCUCACCGAUGUGCGUGAGGAGGUGCCUGGCGGGCCUCACCUUUUGUACCUGCUACCUGGCUUCUUACCUCACGAACAAGUAUGUCCUGUCUGUCUUGAAAUUUACCUACCCUACAUUAUUCCAAGGGUGGCAGACAUUAAUUGGUGGACUUUUGCUUCAUGUGUCAUGGAAACUGGGCUGGGCCGAGAUCAACAGCAGUUUAAGAUCUGAUGUUUCAACGUGGCUUCCUGCUUCGGUGCUGUUUGUGGGUAUAAUCUAUGCUGGUUCCAGAGCAUUAUCCAAACUGGCCAUUCCUGUGUUUCUCACUUUGCAUAAUGUAGCUGAAGUUAUCCUCUGUGGGCACCAGAAGUGUUUUCGGAAAGAGAAAACUCCUCCUGCAAAGACCUGUAGUACCCUCUUCCUCCUGGCUGCUGCAGGAUGCCUUCCCUUCAACGACCCCCAGUUUGAUCCUGGUGGAUAUUUCUGGGCUGUAAUUCACUUACUCUGCGUAGGGGCUUAUAAGAUAUUACAGAAGGCCCGGAAACCCAACGUGCUAAGCGACAUUGACCAGCAAUACUUAAACUAUAUGUUCAGUGUGGUGCUCCUGGCACUUGCGUCUCAUCCCACAGGUGAUCUCGUCAGCGUCCCGGACUUUCCGUUCCUGUAUUUCUACAGAUUCCAUGGCAGCUGCUGUGCCAGUGGAUUGUUAGGAUUCUUUCUCAUGCUCAGCACAGUGAAGCUGAAAAGCCUUAUGGCCCCAGGGCAGUGUGCAGCCUGGAUUUUCUUUGCUAAGAUUUUAUUUAUUUAUUUGUCAGAAAGAGAGAGAGAGCACCAAGCAGGGGGAGCAGCAGGCAGAGGGAGAGAGAGAAGCAGGUUCCCUGCUGGGACUCGACUCCAGGACCCUGGGAUCAUGACCUGAGCUGAAGGCAGAUGCUUAACUGACUGAGCCACCCAGGCGUCCCAAGAAAUGAGUUUCUUAAUUUAACCUAAUGAAAUAAUCAUUUAAGAUCGUACCUUGAGUCAUCUCUAUGUUUGUUGGUUGAUUUUUUUUCCCAGAAAACAAACCAUUUUUCUUCGAAAUCAACAUUUCACAGUAAUAUUUUCACCUCCAUAGGUCUGCUUUUUACAGCAUUAUUAAUUCUAAUUACAGUAAAAUGUAAAGAGUGGCUGAGAUACUGACUUCCAGCAUGACAGAAUGAGGAGGUUGACAAAUCCUCCUCCCAGAAAGUAACUGGAAAGCUGAAAAAAGAUUGCCAAAAAUAUCCAUUUCAGCUCUCUAAAAAUUGACCAAAGGCAUACAACAAACUGAGAAAGCAAGCACUUGUUCAUGAAUACUGCAGAACUCUGGGUAGGAGCAACGUGAGCCUGUGGCGGUCUUCCCUAAGGUCGCUCUCAUUCCCUCCUCUUCGGCUCUGUCAGUGUGAUAUCUCAACCAGAGCAGGGCAGGCUGUGAAAACCAGCAGCCUUGCUGCUGCUUCCAGAAUACUCUAUUUGGAGUAUUUUUAGUUAAAAUGGCCAUGUCAGUAGUAAAUCGGUAAGAAGAGCCAAUAACUCCACUAUCUUGAGUUUCCAGUCCUCUUUGGGGCAAGCAAUGGACCAGUGGUCUAGCUGAGCACUUAAUAGGUAGUUCGGGGAGGUGAGACAGCAAGCAGGGGCUUGAUAGCUCUCCAUCUGUCCCAGAUUGACCGUAGUCUGUGUGCACGAGCGGCAGAGAUGGAGUGUGCCCAAAACACCCACAUGUCCCUGGCCAGCAGAGCCUGCAUGCACACACAGGAGAUGGGAGAGAGCCAGCAAAAGCUGGGGCAGGCAUGAAAAACUUCAGCCUGAAGUUUGAGUGUGCUCCCCAGCCCACACACAGAAGCAGAGAGAAGAAGCCUUUCUGGCUGAAGGUGUUUGAACAAAACCUCUGACUAGUCUUUGCUAAAACACUAAGCUAUGCAGAGAUGGAGAUGACUUCUAGAGAGCCAGAAAAAGCUUAAAAAUAAAAAGUAGAAAAAAAAAACCUGAGUAAAGGACAUCAGCAACUGUACCUUAUAUGGGAGACUAAUUUCAUAGACUUAGUCCAGGCAAAUUACUAAACAAGCAAAACAGCAAUACCAACAACAGUGCUCUGGAAAAGUCAGAAUCCAAAGUUGCUAUGCUAUAUUAUCUAAAAUGUCCAAUAUUCAACAACAAAAAAGGUAGGGGCAUCCAAAGAAACCAGAAAGCAUGAUCCAUACACAGGAAAAAAGCAGUUAAUAGGAGCUAUGUCUGAGUGUCCUCCGAUAUAGGACUUAGUGGAAGAAGACUGCAAAGCAGCUAUUUAAAUACACUUAGAGAUCUAAAGGAAACCAGGUUUAAAGAAUUAAAAACUCAGUGAAUACAGAAUCUCAAUAAAGAGAUAGAGAUGAUUAAAAAAAAAGAGACCCAAGUGGAAAUUCCAUAAUUGGAAAAUACAAUGACCGAAAUGAGAUGAAAUGAAAAAUUCCCUAGAGGUACUCAACAACAGAUAUAAAUGGCAGAAGGAAAAAUAAGUGAACUGGAAGGUGGAACAAAAGCGAGUAUUCAAUCUAAAGAGCAAAGAUUUUUUAAUAACUGAAGAAUUAUGAACAGAGGCUUAGAGACCUGUGACACAACAUCAAGCAUAUCAACAUAUGUGUUAUGAGAGUUCCAGAGGAAGAGGAAAGUGGUGUAGAAAAAAAUACAAUCAAUGGAUGACUUAUCAAAAACAAUGGAAACCAGAAGGCAAUAGGAUAACAUAUCCAACAUACUGAAAGAAAAAUCUGUCAACCAGGAAGUCUACAUACAGCAAAACUGUCCUUCAGACGUGAAGGAGAAAUAAAGACAUUCCCAAAUGAAGAUUAAGAGAUUUAUUGCAAGCCUCUAUAUCAAUCAUUAUAUUACAUGUGAAUAGACUAAACAUCCCACUCAAAAAGCAAAGAUUGUCAGACUGGAUAAAAAAGCAAGACGCAUCUAUAUGCUGUCUACAAAGGACACACCUUAGAUACAAAGACAUAAAUAGGAUGAACGUAAAAGGAUGGAAAAAUGUCACCAUGCAAACAGUAGCUUAUUAGCGAGCUAGCUAGAGUGACUAUAUUAAAAUCAGACAGGGGCGCCUGGAUGGCUCAGACAGUUAAGCGUCUGCCUUCAGCUCAGGUCAUGAUCCCAGGGUCCUGGGAUCAAGCCCCACUUUGGGCUCCCUGCUGAGCAGGGAGCCUGCUUCUCCCUCUCCCUCUGCCUGCCACUCCCCCUGCUUGUACUCUCUCUCUCUCUCCCUCUCUGUCAAAUAAAUAAAAUCUUAAAAAAAUAAAAUCAGACAAAAUAGACUUUAUGACAGGAAAUAUUGCUAGGGAAAAACAAAGACAUUUGUUAAUGAUAAAAGGAUUGGUACACUAGAAAGAUAUGACAGUUAUAAAUGUAUAUGCACCUAACAACAGUACCCCAAAAUGUAUGAAGCAAAAAGUGACAGAAUAGAAAGGAGAAAUAAAUUAUUCAACAAUAAUAGAGAUGCCAAUCCUACACUCUCAAAGUUGAUAGAACAACUAGAUGGAAAAACAAGGAUAUAAAAGGUAUAGAUGACUUGAACAAUACUAUCAACCAACUUGUCAUAACGGACAUAUGAUACUCCACCCACUGACUGCAGAAAACACAUUCUUCUCAAAUACACAUGAAACAUUCUUCAGGAUAGAUGUUGUGCUGGGUCACAAAACAAGUCUCAGUAAAUUUAAAAAGAUUGAAAUCAUGUAAACUAUGUUCUUUGGUCACAGAAUUAUAUUAGAAAUUUACAACAGAAAAAAAGUCUAGGAAAAAAACCAUUUAUUUGGAAAUUAAAUAACAUACCUCUAAAUAGUGCACGGGGCAAAGAAGACAUCACAAGGGAAAAUAAAAGUAUUUUGAACCAAAUGAAAACAAAACCACACAAUAUGUCAGAAUUUAUGGGAUGCAGUUAAAGUAGUGCUCAGAGGGAAAUUUAUAGCUAUAAACACCCAUAUCAGAAAAAAGAAAGGUCUCAAAUCAUAAUCUGAGCUUCUACCUUAAGAAACUAGAGAAAGAGCAAAUUAAAUCCAUAGUAAGCAGAAGGAAGGAUAUGAUAAACUUAAAAGUGGAAAUUAAUAAAAUUCAAAACAAAAAUAAUAAGGAAAAUCAUUGUUGGUUUCCUGAAAACACCAACAAAAUUGACAAACCUCUAGCCAGAAUGACUAAGAAAAUAAGAAAGAAGACACAGCUUAUCAAAAUUAGAAAUGAAAUGAAGGACAUCACUACUGAUUCUAUAGAAACUAAGAGGAUUAUAUAUUAUGAAUAACUUUCUUCAUUUAUAUUAUGCCAGCAAAUUAGACAAUUUAGAGGAAAUGGACAAAGUCCCAGAAAGGUACAAAUUAGGAAAAUUGAAGAAUAAAUAGAAAAUCUGAAUAAACUUCUCUAACAAGUAAAUAAAUGUAAGUAGUAAUUAAAAAUCUUUCCACAAAGAAAAACUCAGGCUCAAUGGGCUUUACUGAUGAAUUCUGUCAAAUACUUUUAUUUUUAUUUUAUUUUAUUUUUAAAUUUUUAUGUUUUUUUCUUGUUCUUUUUUUUUUUUUUAAUAUUUUAUUUAUUUGUUUGCCAGAGAGAGAGGGAGAGCAAGAGAGAGCACAAGUGGGGGAAUGACAGGCAGAGGGAGAAGCAGACUCCCUGUUGAUCAGGGAGCCCCAUGUGGGACUCAGUCCCUGGACCCUGGGAUCGUGACCUGAGCCAAAGGCAGACGCUUAACCGACUGAGCCACCCAGGAGUCCCUCUAUCAAAUAUUUUUAAAUGAAAUAUUUUUUCUUUACAAAUUCUUUUAGAAAGCAGAGGAAAGGGAAUAACACCCAAUUUAUUCUAUGAGGUGAGUUACCUGGAUACUAAAACCAGACAAAAGAAAAUCAUAAGAAACCUACAGAUCAAUAUUUUUCAUGAACACAGAUCUUUAGCAAAAUAGUAGCAAACCAAAUAUGGCAGCAUAUAAAAAGAAUUUUAUAGCAUGAUCAAGUGAUAUUUAUCAGGAAUACAAAGUUGGUUUAACAAAUGAAAAUUAAUAUAAUACAUUAUAUUUAUAGAAUAAAGAACAAAAAAUGCAGCCACGUCAAUAGGUGCAGAAAAAUCAUUUGAUUAAAUCCAAUGUCCAUUCAUGAUAGAAAUUCUCAACACACUAGUAAUAGAAGGGAAUCUUCUUAACCUGAUAAAAGGCAUAUGUGAAAAACCUAUAGUUAACAUUAUGCCAAAUGGUGAAAGACUUUCCCUCUAAGAUUGGGAACAACAUAAGAAUGUUUGUGCUCACCACUUCUAUUGGGCAGUGUAGUAUGGCCAAAAAAAAAAAGGCAUCCAGAUCAGAAAGAAAGAAAUUAAAUUGUGUGGGUGCCUGGGUGGCUCAGUUGGUUAAGCAACUGCCUUCGGCUCAGGUCAUGAUCCCGGAGUCCUGGGAUCGAGUCCCACAUCGGGCUCCCGGCUCAGCGGGGAGCCUGCUUCUCCCUCUGACCCUCUCCCCUCUCAUGCUGUUUCUCUGUCUCUCUCUUUCUCUCAAAUAAAUAAAUAAAUAAAAUCUUUCAAAAAAAAAAAAGAAAUUAAAUUGUCUGUAUUCACAGAUGACAUUCUCCUAUAUGUAGAAAAUCCUAAGAAAUCUAUAAAAACAUUAAUUGAACUAAUAAACAAUUUAUCAAGGUCUCACGAUACAAAACCAAUGUACAAAAAUCAAUUGUAGUUUUAUGUAUUAGUAACAGUCAUGUUCAUAAAAAUGAAAUUAGGAAAACAAGUCCAUUCAUAAUAGCAUUACAAAAAAUAUGUAGGAACUUAACAAAGAGGUUCAGACUGAAAACUGUAAAAUCUCUCUAAGAGAAAUUUAAGAAGAUCUCAAUAAAUGGAGAGACUCAAUGUUGUUAAGAUGGAAAUUUUUCCUAAGUCGAUCCAUAGAUUCAACAUAAUCCCUGUCAGAAUCCCAGCAAACGCUUUUGUACGGAUUCACAAACUGAUCCUAAAGUGUAUUUGGAAAUUCAAUAGCCAAAAUAGUUUUGAAAAAGAAGAAGUUGGGGUUGAAAACUCACUAUAAAGCUAGAAUCAUCCAGACAUUAUGGUGUUGGCAUAAGGAGAGGCAUUUAUGGUCUGUUGACUUUCGAGAUAGGUGCCAAGGCAAUUGAACAGGGAAAGGAUUUUCUUUACAACACACGGUGCUGGAACAAUCAAAUAUCUAUAAGCCAAAAAAAAAGGCUUAGCCCCUCAUCUCACAUCACCAACUCAAUAUGGAUUGUGAACCUAAAUGUAGGCACUAAAACUGGAAAACUUAGAAGAAAACAUGAGAAGAAAUCUAACUGACCUUGGUUUAAGCAAAGAGUUCUUAGAUAUGACACCAAAAGCAUAAGAUAUAAAGUAAUUGAUAAAUUAGACUUCAUUUAAAUUAAAAUAUUUUGCAAUUCAAAUUAAUGGUCAAAAGACACUGUUAAGAAAGUGAAAAGCCACAGCCUAGGAGAAAAGAUUUGCAGAUUAUAUAUCUGAUUAAGGACUUGUUUCUAAAAUGUCUUAAGAAUUCUUACACUUUAAUGAGACUACAUACAACCCAAUUAAAAGAUGGUCAGGGACACCUGGGUGGCACAUUUGGUUAGGCAUCCGACUCUUGGUUUCAGCUCAGGUUGUGAUCUCAGGGUCAUGAGAUCGAGCCCCUCAUCAGGCGCCCUGCUCAUCUUGGAGUCUGCUUAAGACCCUGUCCCCCUGCACAUACCCUACCUUCCUGGCAUCUGGCCCAAUAAACAUUAGUGGCUGAAAAAAAAAACAAAACUCUGUCCCCCUCUCCCUCUGCCCCUCUUCCCUGCUCUCUCUCUCUCUCUCUCUCUCUCUCUCUCUCAAAUAAAUAAAUCUUUUUUAAAAAAUAAAAAAAAAUGGUCAGAAGAUGUGAAUACAUAUAUAUGUAUAUAAUGGAAUAUUACUCAGCCAUAAAAAAGAAUGAUGCCACUUGCAACAAUGUGGAUGGAGCUAGAGAGUAUAAUAAAAAGAGGAAGACAGAGACAAUAUGAUUUCACACAUAUAUGAAAUGUAAGAAACAAAACAAAUGAGGAAAGGGGAAAAUAGAGAGGCAAACCAAGAAACAGACUCUUAACUAUAGAGAACAAACUGAUGGUUACUAGGGGCGAGGUGAGAGGGGGAUGUGUGAACUAGGUGAUGGGGAUUAAGGAGGGCACUUGUUGUGAUGAGCACCAGAUGAUUUAUGCAAGUGUUGAAUCAUUAUAUUGUACACCUGAAACUAAUAUUACACUGUACGGUAGGUAACUAAUUGGAAUCUAAAUAAAAGCUUAAAUUUUAAAAAAGGAAAAAAGAUGUGAAUAGACAUUUCACCAAAGGAGAUAUAUGAAUGGUUCAUAAAGUCCAUUAAAAGGAACUCAAUGUCAUUAGUCAUUAGGAAAAUGCAGAUUAAAACCAUGAUGAGAUACCACUACACACUCACUGGGAUGGCUAUAAUAAAAAAAAUACAGAUGAUAUCAAGUGCUGACGAGGAUGUGGGGAAACUGGGACCCUCACAAAUUACUGGUAGGAAUGUAAAAUGGUUUAGCCACUUUACAAAACUGUCUUGAUAGUUUCUUACAAUGUUAAACAUAAACUGACUAUACAACCCAGCAAUUCUGUUCCUAGAAAUCUACCCAAGAGAAAUGAAAACAAAAAGACUUUAACAUGAACACUCAGAGUAGCAUUCUUCAUAGUAGCCCCAAACUGCACACAAUCGAAAUGUCUAUCAGCUGGUGAAUGUGUAAAUGAGAUGUGCCGUGCACAUACAAUGAGAUACUAUUUGGUAAUAAAGAGGGAUGGGCUACUAAUACAUUGCUAUGCCACGGAUGAAUCUCAAAAACAUUACGCUUGGUGAAAUAAGCCGGUUGCAAAAUAAUACAUAUAGUAUGAUGCCAUUUCUGUGAAAUUUCCAAAAAAGGCAAAUGUAGAGAGACAGAAAGGGUAGUGAUGGUUUCUUGGAGCAGAGACUGACUAAAAUAGGCUCAAGGAAGUUUUUUUUUAGGUAAUGGAAAUGUUCUAAAACCGGGUUGUAGUGAUGGUUGCACCAUCACUUAAAUUAAUUUCUUAAAUGUGUUCAUUAAAAAUCACUGAAUUUUACAUUUACAGUGGGUGGAUUUUAUGGCAUGUGAACCAUCCCUCAAAGCUACAAAGUGCUCAAAGAAUAGUGUUUAAAUCUUGUCUUUCAGGACUAGGGAGGAUAUUUCUCCUCUGUGUGUGGCUUUGCCUGUUUGACCACUACUUUCAUGAGCCUCCUUUUUAUUUAUUUUGUUUUUUCUUUUCCUCUUAAACUCGGAGGGAGGUUUAUAAUUUCCUUCUCUGUAGUUGAUUCAAAAGUGGAAGGAUUUUUUUUUUUAAAGAUUUUAUUUAUUUGAGAGAGAGAGAAUGAGAGACAGAGAGCACGAGAGGGAAGAGGGUCAGAGGGAGAAGCAGACUCCCCGCUGAGCAGGGAGCCCGAUGCGGGACUCGAUCCCGGGACUCCAGGAUCAUGACCUGAGCCGAAGGCAGUCGCUCAACCAACUGAGCCACCCAGGCGCCCAAAAGUGGAAGGAUUUUUAAUUGGCUGCUGUGGUUUAAUGCUAAUCCUCCUUAAAUGUGGAAGAUUGGAUUAGAUGAGCCACUAAGGUCUUUUCCAGCCUCAAUACAUGAAGCAGUCGUUCUCUUUUUCUCCCUCCCCUCUUCUCCUUUUUCUUUUCUGUUUGAAAAUAAGCUCUGUUAUCCUCAGUGGCAGAACAUUUACCCAUUCUUUGGGCCACCUACACAUCAAAAUGUGCUGACAUUUGAAAUACAACAUAAUUGUACUUAGCAAUACAACAUUUCCCCAUGACGUCAUUGUGACUCUACUGAGUGCCAGCAUAUUCGGAAAGUGACUCAGAAGGAUGUUCCAUUGGCCCCAGAGGAGAAUUUGGAUUCUGUGGAAAAACUCAAAGAUACUCAGAAAGGGAUGUCAUUCAGAAGGGGCUAAGGGUACCUUCUUCCUUGCUCCAGAUGGAUCCAUUCUCUGGUAUUUUCCUGGGAGUUGUCACAUGAACUUCAUCACUUCCAAGGCAUCCAGGCUUCUCUCCAGUCCUUAUCUUAGUAUCUUCUUUAGGUCUGAGAAAGCUCAGCGUGGGAAAAAAGUGCCUCUGAGUCACUUUAUAUUGUUACCACUGUUGUUAUUGUUUUUUUUUUUAAUCUGUGAAUUUAAGAAACAUUCUAAAAAGCUAAAAAUAACAGAAUAUUUAACAACUUUUUAUAUUCCUCCCUUCAGUUUGAUAAAUUCGGGUGUGUGAAAUCUAACUUCAUCUUCAUAAAAUCUUGGAAUCCCUUCCCACUUGUGAAGCAUUGGUACAAGAAAAAGUGAAUGAAUUUAAGAGGAAAGCAUUGAAAUGUGUACACAUAUAAGGAAGAUGUGGUAUGCUAAUGGGUUUUUCUAGCAGAUUUAAGUUCUUGUAUGAGAAUUUUUUCUUGAUCAAAUAGUGCCUUGUCUCAUCCUUGUUAACUUCAAACUGACUGGUGUUGUCAGCAUCCAUCAGGAAGAAGCAGUUGAGGCCAGUGUGAGUUUAUGUUGAGGAUGAGCCAGGAGAGGAGAGGCAUUCCCAGACAGCAGCUCUGGCCCUCUAGGGUCCUUAGAAUCAGUGUUUGCUCCCCAUUUCAAAGCUGCCUCCAUAAGAAUGCUUUUUUUCCUUUAAGCUAAUGCCAUAGUUGCUGCCGCCAUCUUGUCCUGAGUCGGUGGUAGACCAGCAAGCCAAGUCUUACUUAGUCUGUUCUCCUUAUGGCCCUGGGAAAGAUUUUUCUAUAGCUUACCUAGGAUGUGUCUCUUGAUUUGGUUUAGUUUUUUGAUUGAUAGAAUCUCAGCUUUCAUGUGCAUGGGCUGGGAUGAGGGUGGCCCUCACUCUCAGGGCCAUGCAGAGUGGGGUCAGCACCAGAGCAUAACAUGCACCUCCUUACCUGUUGCAUCCUAGGUGCCUUGCUUGCCUCCCCCGGUCCCUUCCCUGACACUGUCAUGAUUUACUGCCUGCCUGAAACAGCUAUUAAUUCCAUGGGAUUUUAAGUUACACUAGAUUCUUAGAGUUUGGGUGGUAUUGUUUUUUAAGAUUUUAUUUUUAAGCAGUCUCUACACCUAACAUGGGGCUCGAACCCACAACCCUGAGAUUAAGAGUCACAUGCUCCACCAACGGAGCCAGCCAGGUGCUCCUAAAUGGAAAACUUCUUUUUUUUUUUUUUUAAAGUAAUCUCCACACCCAACGUCAGACUCGAACUCAGAGAACCCUGAGAUCAGGGUUCAAGAUCAAGAUCUUGAAUUGCAUUCUCUACUGACUGAGCCAGCCACGUGCCCCCCUGGGUGGUAUGAAGAGUGCCUUAUAUCAAAGUGCAUGGUCUCUCUUUGAAUGGCCUUCUCAGAAAUGUCAGUCAGUCAACAUCGAUUAGGGAAACUUUUGGAGUCUGGGGUGGUAGAAGUGCAUUAGUGUAUGUGUAGUGCUUGCCAAAGGCAUCUUAUAAUCCAGAGGAGGAGGUAAGAGUGACAAGGGUGAGACUAUUAGAGGACAUUGCUGAGCAGGGUGGUAUGACUUCAGGAGCUGGGAAGAGGGAACCUGUGAGUGGGCUGAUGAAGUGGAGAGACCGAACUGGCCCCUGCAAGCCCGUCUUGCCUGGGAGAAGGGAAGAUGGACGGACGGGCUUCCAGGUUGAGUGGCAGGCGCUCUGAGGUGGGAUGUGCAGUUGGGGAACCGUGAGGAAACAAAUUUGACCAGAGGAGGAGAAGAGUGUGAAGGUGUGAGGGGGAAAUUCUGGGCCCAGAAGAGACAGAUGAGGAAGCCCUAAAAGCCAUGCCCCCAGAGACCACUGUGAACUUCUGAAUGAGACCGGCUAAUGGCAAAUCGCGUUGGAAAUGAGUUCCAAGCAUUUAGAAGGGAGGCGAAUCAAGGUAGUGAGUGAUGGCAGUAAGGGUGAAAGGUCAACUUGACUGAUCGUCUGAAGCAAAAUAAAUUGUAAUCAUUUAAUCUAUCAUAUAAGUGUUGUGUGAUGUGUAAUUAGUUAGAUAACAAAGGAAUUAGAUACCAAAUUAGAUAACAAAGACUCAGAUCUGUUAAAGCAGUAAGGUAUGUGUGACAAUUGUCUGGGUCUAAGGAAGAUCACAAAUGGCUCCAAGGUUUGUGGCUCGGACAUGAGAAAUCCAUGGCAUCACAGACAGAAAUGGGGGGAGGGGGGCGGGUUAUGAAAGAACAAUGUUGGGGAGGAAAGCUGGUGAAAUAUGUUUUAGAUGUGUAUGGUGAGAAAAUAUCUAAAUGGAGCUGUUUUGUGUUGGAAACAUGGGGGGAAACGCAGGGGAGAACUCAGGGCUUCACGUGUCUGUUUGGGCUUCACUUAGAGCAGUGGAGUUGACAUCAAGAGCAUAAAGAAGUAGAUGAGCUCACUGAGGGAGUGAGAGGGUUUGGGCGGAGCAGAGCGAAGGGCUAGGGCUUCACUUGGGAGACACUUAGAUGCCAGAGAUCAAUAAUGUGCAGGAGAGAGAAGUGAUAGCUGAGGGGAGCCCCAAAAGCUCCGUGUGGGGAAGCCUAAGGAAGAGUUGAAAGGAGUAAAACAAAAUGCCACCAAGAAGUCAGAAAGAUCCAGAUUGAGAAAAGACUAGAGCAAGGACUUCGCUAGCCUUGGGGGAAACAGCUUU
This is a messenger RNA of Mirounga angustirostris (Northern elephant seal), 11690 nucleotides long. RefSeq names its product transmembrane protein 241 (gene SLC35D4). The transcript has 14 exons. Gene Ontology annotation, molecular function: antiporter activity; GDP-fucose transmembrane transporter activity. Lineage: Eukaryota; Metazoa; Chordata; Mammalia; Carnivora; Phocidae. The record is from RefSeq and is a predicted model, not a curated record. The coding region runs from base 93 to 983 and encodes 296 amino acids. Gene Ontology annotation, cellular component: Golgi apparatus.